AUGUUUAYGAAUGAAUUAUGUUUGCAUGAUGUCCUGGUUUGCAGUAGCAUUAAGACACUCUCAUUUCUAYGUCACAGACGUUACCCCACUGUCGAAGUGCGAGCAAAGGCCUUCAAUGGAUCUACGCACGUGGCUGUGCCGGAGGAUGAGGCUUUCCUUAAAGCCUUGCUUUUCGAACUGCGCAUCACGGACCAGCACUUCGUGGAGUACCGAGACACCUGCACUCGCCUUGACACCUCGCCCGUGUAUUCGGUGCGCACCGAAGCGGGGGAUCUCUGGCCCGUGGUGGCUUUUCAGAAGAGUGAUCUGAUCUACGCGUGUCUUGCACUGGUCGAGGAGCCCUUGAAGCCCCAGCCACCCAUCUUCAGCAUUAGUGGGAUCCCACAAGGACUUGAUCUUUUGAUAGGCAUUCAGGACUACAUCUCUCCCAGUCGGAAGAAUGAAGCCGAGUUGAGCGCCAAAAUAGGCCAGCUCCGGAAUUUGCUUCUGCAGGCCUGUCCCCUUGGCACCCCCUUACAGACAAACAUCCGCAGCUUGAACAGCUCAUUUGAUGACAUUCAGGACUUCUCUACRCACAGUGACCCGAAGCAGCCAGCUUGGAGAACCAACACGUAUAAAGGCAAACCACACAUUAAUGUUUCCAUCUCAGAAAAAGUCAAGUGCAUGCAGUACGACCAAAAAGAUAUCAUGGAUGUGUGGCAGGUGUAUGGAACUGUAACAUGCAAGUGUGAUAUAGAGGGAGCUGCACCAAAUGUCACACUCAGUUUGAAUCUCCCUACUAAUGGCUCUCCCCUCCAAGAUAUCGUGGUCCAUCAUUGUGUGACUUCCGUUGACCCUGCCAUGUUCAUGUCGACCAGCAUCGACACGUCGGAUGAUUCUGCCUUUAGUGGACCAUAUAAAUUCCCUAUCAUUCCUCCAUCAGAUUCGUUCGACUUGUGUUCCUACACUUCCCAGGUGCCCGUUCCACCAAUUUUGGGACGUUAUCAGCUGAACGAAGAGGGAUCGCAGUUAAAAWUAUCAGUUAAUUUAAAGCUUCAUGAAAGUAUAAAGAAUGCUUUUGAGUACUGUGAAGCUCGUAUGCCUUUUCCUAACAGGGGCCCAAUCACUCAUUUGGAAUAUAAAGUUAGUUAUGGCCAACUGGAUCUGUCACGAGAGAAGAGCUUACUGGUCUGGGUCAUAGGACAAAAGUUCCCUAAGUCUUUGGAAGUUUCUUUUACUGGAACUGUGGCUUUUGGCCCUAAAACUGAAGAGAACACGACUGAUAUCAUUUGCACUGGGAACACGGCUUAUGUAAAACUGUAUUUUAGGAUUCCCGACUUCACACUUACUGGAUGUUAUGUAGACCAGCAUUCUGUUCAGCUCUUUACACCAGGCAAACCAAAAAUCAAUUCAUCCCGGGAGCUGACUUCCUGUGAUUACUACAUCUGGAAUUCCAAAGCAUCGGCACCUAUCAUGUACAAAACCAUAUUUACUAAUGAAUGAUUUAUUUAUU
Nothoprocta perdicaria is the source of this 1492-nucleotide messenger RNA. RefSeq names its product adaptor related protein complex 5 subunit mu 1 (gene AP5M1). NCBI's taxonomy places the organism in Eukaryota, Metazoa, Chordata, Aves, Tinamiformes, Tinamidae. The record is from RefSeq and is a predicted model, not a curated record. The coding region runs from base 1 to 1482 and encodes 493 amino acids. Gene Ontology annotation, biological process: endosomal transport. The transcript has 8 exons. Gene Ontology annotation, cellular component: cytosol; lysosome; late endosome.